Messenger RNA from Selaginella moellendorffii, 3874 nucleotides. RefSeq names its product titin-like. Gene Ontology annotation, molecular function: protein binding. The coding region runs from base 15 to 3842 and encodes 1275 amino acids. The transcript is spliced from 7 exons. Lineage: Eukaryota; Viridiplantae; Streptophyta; Lycopodiopsida; Selaginellales; Selaginellaceae. The record is from RefSeq and is a predicted model, not a curated record.
UGUAGGAAGGAAGAAUGCGAGGCGCAUUGGAUCGGCGCGUUCUUCUCAAGGUACGCUGCUACUGCACUAGUCCCGGGCGAGGAAGAGGAAGAGCCGCCGCGGCUCCACCGUCCAAGCAAUCGCCGCUACCGGCAGCCCCGGCACCAAAAUCCGCGCCGUCGUCUCCCGGUGUAGGUCACGGCAGUGGAAUCGCAGCUCCAGCUACAGCUCCUGUGUCGAGCUCCGGGCGAGGCAGGGGUGAAUCCCCGAUCGCAGCUGCUAGAAAUGCCACAGGGCAAGCACUACAAGCAAAUGUGGCUACAUCCAGUCCAGCUGCGGCAAUUCCACAGGCCAAAGCUACGGCAGCGAAGGCCGCGAAGGCCGCGAUUCCAGCACCAGUCAGCAGCAUCAUUGGUGUUGUGACGAGCGGCCAAUCUCCACCUCCUUCGCAGGCACCUGCGGAUCCUUCUUCGGAGCAGGAGACGCCCGCGUAUCCCCCGUCCAAGAAACCUACAAGCCGUCUUGAGGCUUCGGAAGCUUUUGGUGCGUUGAUCCAAUCCUGCGUCAGCCGAGGACUCUACUACGAGAUCGACUACGUGCAUGCAGCAAUGCAAGUUGCUCACAUUCCUACGACCAUGCAGACGUGCCAAACGCUUCUGAACGCCAACAUCCAGCUGGGAAACUCCCAGAAGAUGGAUAACAUUUACGCGGAGAUGCGGGAGAUCAGGACGGGGGGGCAGCAGAAACCAGAGCCGAGCGUACAGGAGAAAGCUCAGGCUUCAGAAACUCUUGCAGCGUUGAUAAGUUCGUGGUACAACCGGGGAUUUUACCAGGAGGUGGGCAUGGCUUACAGAGGGAUGAAAGCCGGCCAUCUGCCGGUGUCCAUGCAGGCUUGUAGAGUUGUGAUGGACGCCUACAAUCAACUGGGAAACUACUCAGCCAUGGAUAUGGUUUACAGUGAGAUGCGAGCACUGAUGACAGCAGCAACAGAAACACCAAUCGCUGCUCGGCAACCAGCAACAACAGUCUCAGCAGUCCCGGCGCAGCCAGUGACAAGACCACCCGCAGUACCAUCGCAUGGUGUCGGUCACGGAACACCUCUUCAGACACCUGGGAUGCAGCAUCAGAUUGGCCAGGCUCCUCAAUACCAGCAGCCUCAACAAGCUCCAGCCACAUUAAAUCCACAGCAGCCUGCGGCACCGCCAACACAGCAAUGGCCUCAAACGUCGGCUUACUAUCCACCGAAUCCAUAUGUCAAUAUGCAGCCGGUUCCUCAGGCUCCAGUCGGAUAUCAUCCUCAAAGUCAGCCUUCGGUAUAUCAUCCAGGAUAUCAACAAGCAUAUCAGGGGUAUCCGGGAUACUACCAGCAAGCUUAUCCGGGAUACCAAACGUAUCCAGGAUAUCCACCGGGCUAUCCUGGAUAUCAACCGGCUUAUCCUCCGGGCUAUCAGUAUCCCCCUCCACCUUAUGCACCAGCAGCAGUCCCACCGCCGCCACCUCCACAAAAUGUCGCUAUUGCAAGACCACAGCAAUAUCCUGCUACACAAGUUGCCACUCCAGCGCCGCAAGUUCCGACAUCAACUGGACAAGCUGCGCCACAAACUGUCGGCCAAGCUCCCCGACCAAAACUCGAGCUUCAGCCAAAGGCGCUUGAGUUUCUGCAGCAGUCACCAGAGUUACUCAAAGCUGCAGGUGAUAGAGCAACUCUUAUGGAAGGUAAAGCUGCGGCGAGUGCAGUGCGGCCUCAAACGCAGGUUCAAGGGCAACCUCCCCAGCAGUUUUCGCAGGUGCCGUAUCAACAAGUACCAAUGAGCGUCCACAGUCCAGCGCAGUUUACAGCAGGUGUUCCUCAAGUUAGACCGGCUGGACACGCUCAGUUCCAAGCGCCACCGCAACCAGUUCCGAUAUAUCCUUCAGGACUCCCUUUGAGACCAGGAGUGGUGCAAAGGCCAAUUGGCCAACCACCUUCGACGCAUGUUCCAGAAGCGCCAUCGGCCGCCAAGAAACUGCCACCUGAAGUUCCAGCCGUGAAAAUUGAGGCGUUGAAACCACCGCCACCACCACCAAAGCCUGUAGAGACGAAGAAAGCAGCGGUUGUGGACACGGUGUCUCCAAAACCUGCACGAGCAAAGACCGAUAUCAAAUCGCAAGUUGAGGCGAAGGUUGCAGUGGCGGCUAAGAGUAAAGAUGUGGCAGCGUCAGUGCCAAAGCCUGAGAAGACUGAAGUUAAGCCGAAGACACCUGCAGCGGUGGCUGAAGAGUCUACUCCAAAGCUGAAUCUCACGCCAAAGAAACCUUCAACUGUGACGGAGCCUCCUCCAAAGUUGGAUCUUCAGCUGAAGAAACCUGCAGAAAAGAAGGAAGAACCUCCAAAGUUAGACCUGAAGCUGAGGAAACCUCCAACAGUGACGGAAGAGCCGGCUUCUGCAAAACUCGAGGCUGCGCCUGAAACCAAAGACGAACCUGGACGUGCUAAACUGGAGCUUAAGUUGAAAAAGCCUUCGGUUGUUCCCGUAAGAAUGAAGGAAGAAACCACACCUGGAGCUGUGAAAGUACAAGAUGAACCAGCAGAAACGGAAGGAAGCAGACCUGGUGUUUCAAAAGCUGCGCCGUUGAAGCUGGAAGUAAAAUUGAAGAAAGAAAAAGUUGCAGAAGCUCCGACGCCCGAACCUCCAACUGUAUUGCAUGGACUUGGAAGAGGCAAAGUAGUGGAAGAAAAAUCUUCGGACCUUCCCAAGCCACCUCCGUUGCGUCUUGAUCUGAAGAAGCCGGGCUCACCGAAGGCAGUGAAAGAAACCGUUAAAGCUGCUGAGACAGAGACUCUUUCCGAGAGCGAGGCAUCUGAUACCGAAGUGGAUCGACUGCCUUCUAUCCGGAAAUUCAUUUCUCCUGGUCGAGGCAAAGGCGUCCCACUCAUGGAUCCAGUUGCAAGUCUUAUUGGCCUACACACGCCAACAGAUGAGCUACUUCAGGAGGAAGAAGCUUUGGAGAGUCAGCAAGGUGAACAGGAUGAAAGUUUGCCUGCUCUGCCUUUCGAAUCGAGACGAGGCAAAGGCAGGGGGAAAGUCAUCGAUCCCACUACUGUUGCUGCUGAAGUGAAGCGAUCGAAACUUAAGAGGGAAGAAGCAGCGGCGAGAGCCAUGGCUAUUCUGGAAGGUGGCUUGGGGAAGUCUCAGAUGUCCGCUUAUCUGGAGAGGAGGAAGAAGAGAUUCAGCGAUCAGUUUUCACUGGGGGACGUUACCAGCAAACGAACAACCGAAAUAAGACCGGGUGGCGGAGUCAAGAAAAGUAGUAGAGGCAAACAAGUGGUGCCUCAAGGUGUGAUAGAUUUGGAUGGAGCCAUCGAGUACGUAGCGCCGCAAGAGUAUAUGGCGAAAGGGGACGCUCUUACGAAGGUGGAGGAAGCGAUCAAGGGAACUUUGCACAGGCAUUUCAUGCUGGAUGUUGAUCCGGAGGCUGCAAUGGAGGAGUUUGGAACAAAUCCAGAUAUUGAUGACAAACCUUUGCCAACGUUGGAGGAAUCACUGGACAGAGCCAAACGAAAGCUCGUUUCGCAGGAUGGCAUUGACGAAAAAGCAUGGGAGGAAGCCGUGCAAGACGUGAAAGAGCGUGCCCCGCAACUCGAGUCUCUGAUCGAAACUUACACGGGCCCUCAGCAGAAAUCCGGGAAGAAGAAGAACGAGGAGCUCCAUAAGAUCGUGAAAGGGCUCCCACCGUUUGCCAGUCCCGAGCUAGCGGCGUUUGCCAAGAGAGCGAUGGUCACUCUUCAAAACAAUCCCGAUUGGAGCCAUGGAAACAAAACCAAGCUCUUGAAGAGGCUCGUGGCCGACGCUAGACAACUCCACGAGAGUGGGGCUUCUUAAACCCAGAAUUUUCAAUGUAAGAGGUUUUGUUC